Recurvomyces mirabilis is the source of this 1221-nucleotide messenger RNA. RefSeq lists its product as uncharacterized. The coding region runs from base 1 to 1221 and encodes 406 amino acids. NCBI's taxonomy places the organism in Eukaryota, Fungi, Ascomycota, Dothideomycetes, Mycosphaerellales, Teratosphaeriaceae. Gene Ontology annotation, molecular function: fumarylacetoacetase activity. The transcript has a single exon. The record is from RefSeq and is a predicted model, not a curated record. Gene Ontology annotation, biological process: L-tyrosine catabolic process; L-phenylalanine catabolic process; homogentisate catabolic process.
AUGUCGUCGCCACUCCAAGGAUAUUCGUCUCACUUCGGCAUCGACAAUAUUCCUUUCGGCAUAGCGACAACCAAGUCGCAGACCACGCCUACAGCAGUGACACGAAUCAACGACAAUGUGAUCUUCCUGUCGAAGCUCGAAGGAAUGUUCGACGGCAUGCCUGAUCUAGCUACGGAUGUCUUCGGCAAGAGCUCGCUCAAUGCAUUCGCUGCGCUUCCGAGAUCAGUACACCAGGCAGUACGCAAGCAGCUACAAGAUCUCAUACGGAAAAAUGAGACUCUGAAGAGUCUUCCCAUCGGUGCGGUAGAGAACAUCGACACAGUAUUUAUGCAUCUGCCGGUCGAAGUUGGCGACUUCACAGAUUUCUCUCUCAGCUCCGACCAUGUCCAGAAUGCCUCAGAAGCCAUGACCGGACAACGAUCAGUCCCACCGUCAUUUUAUUCUCAACCCGUUGGCUACGCUGGUCGCUGCUCGAGUCUUGAUAUUUCUGGUACGCCUGUUGAGAGGCCGCUUGGCCACUUCUUCGAGGGCAAGCCUGGCAGUAAAGUCGUCUUCGGGCCUUGCAAGCGGAUGGACUACGAGUUGGAAGUGGGGGCGAUAGUAGGGAAGCCUGUGGCCAGGAAGCAAAGAGUGUUGGCCUCCAAAGCAGACGAGCAUGUCUUUGGGUAUGUGCUGGUCAAUGACUGGUCAGCACGAGAUAUCCAAGGCUUCGAGAUGGCACCGCUUGGACCUCUGAACGGCAAGAACGCUAGCACGACUAUCUCACCGUGGGUCAUCACAUCGGAUGCUCUCAGUGCCUAUCGAACAUCUUCACCACCUCGAAAGCAGGAAGUACAGCCUCAUCUAGCAGAUUCUGGCAACGAUGCUCUAGACAUCAAGCUCGAGGUACGAGUCACACCUGCCGGUGCUGCAGAGUCAGAAAGCAAAACCUGGUGCAAGAGUAACGUUUCGUGGAUGUACUGGACCAUCUCACAAUGCAUAGCCCACCAGGUCAUUGGCGGCUGCGGCUUAAGAACGGGAGAUUUGUUGGCGACUGGUACUGUGUCAGGCGGAGGAGAUGACGAGCACGGAUGCAUCAUGGAGUACUAUGCCAGCAAGACACCCGCCCGAGGAUACCUUGAGGAUGGGGAGACAGUGACCUUGACCGGCUACUGUGGUGAAGGCGUAGGUUUUGGCGAGUGCGUGGCUACCCUCACGCCUUCGAGGGAGCUAGAAGUGUAG